This is a messenger RNA of Morone saxatilis (striped sea-bass), 14340 nucleotides long. RefSeq names its product ryanodine receptor 3 (gene ryr3). The annotation marks the transcript as partial. Gene Ontology annotation, molecular function: protein binding; ryanodine-sensitive calcium-release channel activity. NCBI's taxonomy places the organism in Eukaryota, Metazoa, Chordata, Actinopteri, Moronidae. Gene Ontology annotation, biological process: intracellular calcium ion homeostasis; calcium ion transmembrane transport. The record is from RefSeq and is a predicted model, not a curated record. The transcript is spliced from 102 exons. Gene Ontology annotation, cellular component: sarcoplasmic reticulum membrane; smooth endoplasmic reticulum; sarcolemma.
CGCAACUCUCUUCUCUGGCAGGAUGAUGAGGUGGUGCUCCAGUGUGUGGCCACCGUCCAGAAGGAGCAUCGCAAGUUCUGCCUGGCAGCUGAGGGACUCGGAAACCGUCUCUGUUACCUGGAAUCUACAUCUGAAGCUAAGAAUGUUCCUCCAGACCUGUGUAUUUGUAACUUUGUGUUGGAGCAGUCCCUGUCAGUGCGGGCCCUGCAGGAGAUGCUGGCUAACACUGGGCAGAACAGCGAAGGGAGUGCUGACCAUGAAAAAUGGGCGGGUCAGGGGGGUGGACACCGGACCCUGCUCUACGGUCACGCCAUCCUCCUUCGCCACUCCUUCAGUGGUAUGUACCUGACCUGUUUGAAAACAUCAAGGUCUCUGACAGACAAGCUGUCAUUUGAUGUCGGACUACAAGAAGAUUCAAUAGGAGAGGCUUGCUGGUGGACAAUCCACCCUGCGUCCAAGCAAAGAUCUGAGGGAGAGAAAGUCCGUAUCGGAGACGACCUGAUCCUUGUCAGUGUGUCAACAGAGAGAUACCUGCACCUCUCUGUCUCCAACGGAAACAACCAGGUAGAUGCCUCCUUCAUGCAGACGCUGUGGAACAUCCAGCCUACCUGCUCUUCAGGCAGCAUGGCUGUAGGGUUUUUGGUUGGUGGCCAUGUGAUGCGUCUUUGUCAUGGUCAUGAUGAGAGCUUGACCAUCCCGGGAGCAGACAAGAGUGAGGAGGAGCAGAGGAUAGUCAACUAUGAAGCGGGAAAGGGAGCGUCAAAGGCCCGCUCACUUUGGAGACUGGAACCUCUCAGGAUAAGCUGGAGCGGUAGCCACAUUCGUUGGGGUCAGGCCUUCCGACUACGCCACCUUUCUACUGGCCAUUACCUGGCCCUGACUGAGGACCGCGGACUGGUCCUGCAGGACAGAGGAAUGUCCGACACCACAUCCACUGCCUUCUGCUUCAGGCCCUCCAAGGAAAAGGGCGACUUGGGCCCAAAGAGGGACAUCGACGGCAUGGGAGUGCCAGAGAUCAAGUACGGAGACUCUGUCUGCUUCGUCAUGCAUGUGGCGACAGGACUCUGGCUGUCUUACCUGGCACCUGAUGCCAAAUCGUCUCGCCUAGGACCCCUGAAAAGAAGGGCCUGCCUGCAUUCUGAAGGCCACAUGGACGAUGGGCUUAUCCUGCAGCGCUGUCAGCAUGAAGAGUCUCGUGCUGCACGCAUCAUCCGCAACACCACGUUCCUCUUUACCAACUUUAUCAAAGCUUUGGACAUCACAGCGGAGGGUGAGUCCAUGGCGGUGGCCGGGUAUGUUGAAGAGGUGCUGCAGACGCUGAACGACCUGAUUGAGUACUUCCAACAGCCCGAUUCAGAACUGGAGCAUGAGGAGAAACAAUGUUGUCUCCGUUCACUCAUCAAACGUCAAGACCUCUUCAAGGAGGAGGGCAUGCUGACCCUCCUGUCCAAAUGCAUCGACCGGAUGAACCUGUAUGACAGUGCUGCCCACUUUGGAGAGAUGGCUGGGGAGGAGGCAGGCGCAGCGUGGAAGGACAUUCUCAACCUCCUUUAUGAACUCUUGGCCUCACUCAUUCGCGGGAACAGGAACAACUGCACCCAGUUUUCCCGCAACUUGGACUGGUUGGUCAGCAAACUGGAGAGACUGGAAUCUUCAUCAGGGAUCCUGGAGGUCCUCCACUGUAUCUUGGUAGAAAGUCCAGAGGCUCUGAACAUCAUUCAGAGAGCUCACAUUAAAUCAAUAAUCUCUCUGCUCUACAAGCAUGGACGGAACCAUAAGAUUCUGGAUGUCCUGUGUUCCUUGUGUGUUUGUAAUGGGGUGGCAGUGAGAGCCAAUCAGAAUCUGAUUUGUGACAACCUGCUUCCCAAGAGGGACCUGCUGCUUCAGACUCGACUGGUCAAUGAUGUUCAGAGUAUGAGGCCAAACAUCUUCCUGGGCAUGGCUGAAGGUUCAGCUCAAUAUAAAAAGUGGUAUUUUGAGCUGGUGAUUGACCAGGUUGACCACUUUGUAACCGGAGAGCCGACCCACCUGAGGGUAGGCUGGGCCAACACUAAAGGCUACGCUCCUUACCCCGGGGGAGGAGAGGGAUGGGGUGGCAACGGUGUCGGGGAUGACCUGUACUCUUACAGCUUUGAUGGACUUCAUCUCUGGUCAGGCCGAAUCCCAAGGGCUGUGGCCUCCAUUAACCAGCACCUGCUGAACUCAGACGAUGUGGUCAGCUGCUGUCUGGAUUUGGGCGCUCCCAGCAUGUCCUUCAGGAUCAACGGGCAGCCUGUCCAGGGCAUGUUCGAGGACUUCAACACCGAUGGAUUCUUCUUCCCUGUUGUCAGCUUCUCUGCAGGUGUCAAAGUCCGUUACCUGUUGGGUGGACGCCACGGAGAUUUCAAGUUCCUGCCACCCGCUGGUUACUCUCCGUGCUACGAGGCACUGUUGCCCAAAGAGAAGAUGCAUGUAGAGCCUGUGAAGGAGUACAAGAGGGACCAUGAGGGGCUCCGUGACCUGCUGGGAACCACCCAGUUCCUCUCCCAGGCCUCCUUCAUCCCCACUCCUGUUGACACCAGCCAGAUCGUUCUUCCUCCUCACCUGGACAACGUCCGGGACAAGCUGGCAGAAAACAUCCAUGAACUGUGGGGGAUGAACAAGAUUGAACUGGGCUGGACCUAUGGCAAGAUUCGUGAUGACAACAAGAGGCAGCACCCUUGCCUUGUGGAUUUCGCCAAGCUGCCUGAAACUGAAAGGAACUACAACGUGCAGAUGUCCAGUGAAACGCUGAAGACUUUGUUGGCUCUUGGAUGCCAUGUUGCCCAGGUCAAUGUUCACGCUGAGGACGAUCUGAAGAAAAUCAAACUUCCCAAAGACUACAUGAUGUCUAAUGGUUAUAAGCCUGCGCCGCUGGAUCUCUCUGACGUGAAACUGACUGCAGGUCAGGAGGUUCUAGUUGAUAAACUGGCCGAGAAUGCACACAAUGUGUGGGCCAAAGACAGAAUUAAACAAGGAUGGACCUAUGGCAUCCAGCAGGAUUUGAAGAGCAGGCGUAAUCCUCGCCUGGUGCCAUAUGCUUUACUGGACGAGCGCACUAAGAAAUCUAAUAGAGACAGUCUGAGAGAGGCCAUCAGGACCAUGGUUGGAUAUGGAUAUGACAUCGACCCCCCAGACCAGGAGGCUGCCCAUGUGUUUGAUGAUCAGAACAUCGAGACCAUCCGACUCUUCCGUGUGGAGCAGACAUAUGCGGUGAAGACAGGAAAGUGGUACUUUGAGUUCGAGGCCCUGAGUGGAGGCGAUAUGAGGGUUGGCUGGGCCAGACCAGCCUGCAGACCCGAUGUGGAACUUGGAGGGGAUGACCAGGCCUUCGUCUUCGACGGAUACAAGGGUCGACGGAUGCAUGCAGGCAGCCGCUACUUUGGACAUCCUUGGAAAAAGGGUGAUGUGGUCGGUUGCAUGAUCAACAUGGAGGACAAAUCCAUGAUAUUCACCCUGAACGGAGAACUCCUGAUCACCGGCAAGGGCUCUGAGCUUUGCUUCACUGACUUUGAGACAGAGGACGGUUUCAUCCCUGUGUGCAGUCUGGGCAUGUCUCAGAUUGGACAUAUGAACUUGGGCAAGGAUGCCAGCACUUUCAAGUACUACACCAUGUGUGGUCUCCAGGAAGGCUUUGAGCCCUUCGCUGUCAACAUGAAAAGAGAGAUCACCAUGUGGUUCAGCAAGCGCCUUCCCACUUUUGUCAACGUGCCCCAGGACCACAUGCAUAUCGAGGUGACAAGGAUUGACGGAACGGUAGACAGCCCUCCCUGCCUCAAGGUCACCCACAAGACGUUUGGCACACAGAACAGCAACAAUGACAUGGUCUACUGUAGACUGAGCAUGCCUGUGGAGUUUUACUCUGUAGACAAGUUGCUUGAUGAAUCAUUGAAACUCAGCCAUCCUCCAAAAGAAGAUGGAACUGUUGACUAUGGAAGCAUCACAACUUAUUACCACUCAGUGAGAGUGUUCGCUGGACAGGACCCUGCGUCAGUGUGGGUGGGCUGGGUCUCACCGGACUAUCAUUACCAUAGCAAGAACUUCAGCCUCAGCAAGACGCAAACAGUCACCGUCACCCUGGGGGAUGAGAGGGGCCGGGUCCAUGAGAGUGUCCAAAGGAGUAACUGUUACAUGGUGUGCGGAGCAGAUGCAGUCGGCCCAUCUACCUCCAGCCGCUCCAACUCUGACCUGGAGAUCGGCUGUCUGAUCGACCUGGCCACUGGCCUCGUCUCUUUCACUGCCAACGGCAAGGAGCUGUCCACAACAUAUCAGGUUGAACCAAAUACCAAGCUGUUCCCAGCUGUGUUUGUACGCCCUACCAGUGCAAACCUCUUCCAGUUGGAAUUUGUCAAGAUCAAGGAUGCAAUGCCACUCUCAUCUGCCAUAUUUAAGAGUGAGCACAGGAACCCGGUGCCGCAGUGCCCGCCACGACUGGAUGUGCAGACCAUUGUGGCCGUGCUGUGGAGCCGGAUGCCAAACACCUUCCUCAACGUGGAGACUGCCCGGGUCAGCGAGAGACACGGCUGGGUGGUCCAGUGUCUGGAACCGUUGCAGAUGAUGGCAGUACAUAUACCUGAGGAGAACAGAUGUCUGGACAUCCUGGAGUUAUCUGAGCAUGAAGACCUGAGAAAGUUCCACUACCACACACUGAAGCUGUACUGUGCCCUCUGUGCACUGGGAAACACCCGCGUUGCCCAUGCCCUCUGCAGCCACUUGGACCAAUCACAGCUCCUCUACACCAUCGACAACCAGUAUCUGUCUGGCAUGCUGAGAGAGGGCUUCUACAAUGUCCUCAUCAGCAUCCAUCUUGAGACAGCAAAAGAGGCUCGCCUAAUGAUGAACAACGAGUUCAUUAUCCCUGUGACGGAGGAGACUCGCUCCAUCAAGCUGUUCCCCGACGAGUCCAAGCGGCACUCGCUGCCUGGUGUGGGCCUGAGCACCUCCCUCACACCUCGGGUCAACUUCUCCCCCGUUGGCAUCAUCAGCACAAAGCGCCAACAGUACCUAUACAGCCCCCAGAUCCCUCUGGGCAUCCUGAAAGAGAAAGCCAUCAGCAUGCUCUCUGAGGCCGUGCAGGGCGGAGGCUUACACAUCCGAGAUCCGGUAGGCGGCAGUGUAGAGUACCAGUUCGUCCCCAUUCUGAAGCUGAUUGGAACACUGUUGAUCAUGGGAGUCCUAACCAGUGAUGAGGUGAGACUGAUUCUCCUCCUGAUUGAUCCCAACGUGUUUGGAGAGGCCAAGGAGGGUGAGGAGGUCAAGGGGCAUGAAGUGGCUGUGGCAGGGGAGAAGGAGGAGGUGAGCAAGAACGAGGAGAAGGCCGUGGAGGCGGGAGAGGAGGAGACAAAGGAGAGUAAACCGCCCGUCAAAGGUCUCCUGGAGAAGUCACUGCCCGAGUCUGUCAAACAACAGAUGUGUGAGUUGCUGCACUACUUCUGUGACUGUGAGCUGAAGCACCGCAUCGAAGCCAUCGUCUCCUUCUCAGACAGCUUUGUGUCCAAGCUGCAGUUCAACCAGAAGUUCCGCUACAAUGAGCUGAUGCUGGCGCUCAACAUGUCCGCCGCCGUCACUGCCAAGAAGACUAAAGAGUUCCGUUCACCCCCACAUGAGCAGAUUAACAUCCUGUUGAAUUUCAGUGCAGGGGAGGACUGCCCCUGUCCUGAGGAGAUCCAGGAAGAACUCAACUACUUCCAUGAAGAAUUGCGACUGCACUGUGGAAUUCCCGUGGAGGAGGAAGAGGAAGAGCAAGACACUUCGAUAAAAGGCCGUCUCCUUGCUUUACUCUACAAAAUCAAAGGUCCUCCUCAGAAGACAGAGGAGGAACCCACAGAGAAGGAACAGGCUGCCCCCACUAACCUGAAGGAGCUGAUCUCCCAGACCAUAACCAGCUGGGCUCAGGAGUCUCACAUCCAGGACCCACAGCUGGUCAGGGUGAUGUUCAGCCUGCUAAGGAGACAGUAUGACGGCAUCGGAGAGCUGCUCCGGGCCAUGAAGAAAUCCUAUACCAUCAGUGCCGCCUCAGUGCAGGAUGCUAUUAACCUGUUGGCAUCUCUGGGUCAGAUUAGGUCUUUGCUGUCUGUCCGCAUGGGCAAGGAGGAGGAAAAACUCAUGAUUGAUGGGCUUGGCGACAUUAUGAACAACAAGGUUUUUUAUCAACAUCCCAAUCUGAUGAGAGUGCUCGGAAUGCACGAGACUGUCAUGGAGGUCAUGGUCAACGUGCUGGGAGGAGACAAGUCGCAGGAGAUCGCCUUCCCCAAGAUGGUGGCCAGCUGUUGUCGUUUCUUGUGCUACUUCUGUCGUAUUAGCCGUCAGAACCAGAAAGCUAUGUUCGACCACCUGAGCUACCUGCUGGAGAACAGCAGUGUGGGGCUGGCCUCUGAAGCUAUGCGGGGCUCCACUCCACUGGAUGUUGCAGCAUCUUCAGUGAUGGACAACAACGGCCUGGCCCUCGCCCUGGAGGAGCCCGAUCUGGAGAAGGUGGUGACAUACCUUGCAGGCUGUGGUCUUCAGAGUUGUGCCAUGCUGGUUGCUAAGGGUUACCCAGACCUCGGCUGGAACCCCAUAGAGGGAGAGCGUUACCUGUCCUUCCUGAGGUUCGUCGUCUUCUGCAAUGGUGAGAGUGUGGAGGAAAACGCCAACGUGGUGGUGAAGCUGCUGAUCAGACGUCCAGAGUGUUUCGGCCCCGCCCUGAGAGGAGAGGGAGGCCAGGGUCUGCUCGCUGCCAUGAAGGAGGCCAUCAAGAUCUCUGAGGAUCCUGCCCUGGACCUGCCAAAGACCCCUGCUGUAGUCACUACCGGGUUUGAAUAUUGUUUGUUCUCUGUUGCACAGGAGGUGUUGAGCACCACUGAGACGGCAUUGGCCAUGAACAGGUACAUUGGCUCGGCCCUGCUGCCUCUGCUGACCCGCUGUGCCACUCUCUUUGCUGGCACAGAGCACUACGUACAGCUGAUUGACUCCUUAUUGCACACCAUCUAUCGGCUGUCCAAAGGCCGCUCACUCACCAAAGCCCAAAGGGACGCCAUCGAGGAGUGUCUGCUGGCUAUCUGCAAGCAUCUGCGUCCCUCCAUGAUGCAGCAGCUGCUCAGACGGCUGGUGUUCGAUGUUCCCAUGCUCACUGAAUACUGCAAGAUACCUCUCCGGCUUCUGAAAAACCACUAUGAGCAGAACUGGAAGUACUACUGCCUGCCUUCUGGUAUGGGCAGCUUUGGCAUAGCCUCCGAUGAGGAGCUCCUCCUAACCAAGAAACUCUUCUGGGGAAUCUUUGACUCCCUUUCUCAUAAGAAGUAUGAUGCUGAACUUUUCAAAAUGGCCAAGUCAUGCCUGUGUGCCAUUGCUGGAGCCCUACCUCCAGACUUUGUGGACGCCAGCCUUGGAGCAACACUGGAGAAACAGGUGUCAGUGGAUGCACAGGGCAACUUUGAUCCCAAACCAAUCAACACUGCCAAUAUCUCCCUUCCUGAAAAACUUGAGUACAUUGCCAACAAAUAUGCAGAGCAUUCACAUGACAAGUGGUCCUCAGAGAAGGUGUCAGCAGGCUGGAAACAUGGAGACAGUAUGGAUGAACAGGCCAAAACCCAUCCACUGCUGAAGACUUACAAAGCGCUGAGUGAGAAGGAGAGAGAAACGUACCGCUGGCCUGUGAGGGAGUCACUGAAGAGCAUGCUCGCUAUGGGCUGGAACAUUGAGAGGACCAAGGAGGGAGAAGCCAUGUUCCAACAACGAGAGAGCGAAAAACAACGAAAGAUCUCUGAGUCUCAGGUUAAUGGAUUCAGUCCUGCUCCAAUGGACUUGCACAAUGUCACUUUGUCUAGAGAGUUACAGGGAAUGGUGGAGGUGGUUGCAGAAAAUUACCACAACAUCUGGGCCAAGAAGAAGAAAACUGAAUUUGUUAGCAAAGGAGGAGGGAGCCAUGCGCUGCUGGUUCCCUAUGACACCCUGACAGCUAAAGAGAAGUACAGAGACAGAGAGAAGGCCCAGGAGCUUUUCAAGUUUCUGCAGAUCAGUGGCUAUGUUAUCACAAGAGGUCUGAAGGACAUGGAGCAGGACUCAUCAUCCAUAGAGAAGCGUUUCACCUACAAAUUCCUCAAAAGGCUGCUGAAGUAUGUCGACUCUGCCCAGGAGUUCAUCGCUCAUCUUGAGGCCAUGGCCACUAGUGGGAAGACAGACAAAUCACCUCAUGACCAGGAAAUCAAGUUCUUUGCCAAGGUCUUGCUUCCUCUGAUAGAUCAAACGUUAAAGAACCACUGUCUCUACUUCCUGUCCACGCCCAGCAAGAACUUUAGCAGCUGUGGCUGUGCCUCCAACAAAGAGAAGGAGAUGGUCACCAGCCUGUUCUGUAAGCUGGCAGCUCUUGUCAGACACAGGAUUUCUCUGUUUGGAAGUGACUCUGCAAUGAUGGUGAGCUGUCUGCACAUCCUCACUCACUCACUCGACACCAGAACGGUCAUGAAGUCAGGCUCAGAGCUGGUCAAAGCCGGGUUUCGAGCUUUCUUUGAGAACGCAUCAGAGGACCUGGAUAAGCUUCUGGAGAUGCUAAAACUGGGGAAGUUCAUGCAGUCCCGUGCCCAGAUGAAGAGCGUCACCCAGAGCAUCAACUAUGUGACUGUGGCGCUGCUGCCCAUCCUCACUGCCCUGUUUGAACACAUCAAGACAUAUGAGUUUGAAGUGGACCUGCUGUUGAAUGAUGUGCAGCUGUCCUGCUACCGAAUCCUGACCUGUUUGUACUCUCUGGGAACAGGAAAGAAUGUCUUUGUGGAGAGGCAUCUUCCAGCGCUUGGGGAGAGCCUGGCGAUCCUGGUGGGGGCAAUUCCUGUCGCGUUCCUGGAGCCUGACCUAAACGCCUACAACCCGCUGUCUGUCUUCAACACCAAGACCCCCCGAGAGAGAGCCAUUCUCAGUAUGCCUGACACAGUGGAGGAGAUGUGUCCAGAGAUGCCUCGUCUUGACAGACUGCUUAAAGAUGUCAACGAUGUCUCAGAGUCUGGUGCUCGCUACAGUGACAUGCCACAGGUCAUUGAGGUGAUCCUUCCCAUGCUGUGUAACUAUCUGUCCUACUGGUGGGAGAAAGGUCCGGAGAACUCACCUGAAGGUACCCAUUGCUGCACUAUGGUGACCUCUGAACACCUCAGCGUCAUCCUGGGAAACAUCCUCAGGAUCCUCAACAAUAACCUUGGCAUCGAUGACGCCCCCUGGAUGAAGAGGAUUGCAGUCUACUCUCAGCCAAUCAUCUCUAAGGCUGGAGCAGAUCUGCUGAGAACCCACUUCCUGCCCACACUGGAAAAACUGAAGAAGAAGACAGUGAAGGUUGUGGCUGAAGAAGAGCUGCUGAAGGCUGACAGUAAAGGUGACAACCAGGAGGCCGAGCUGCUCAUCCUGGAUGAGUUUGCUGUGCUCUGCAGAGACCUUUAUGCUUUCUACCCCAUGCUCAUCCGUUAUGUGGACAACAGCAGAUCCAGGUGGUUGAAGGAGCCAGAUGCAGACUCCACUGAGCUCUUCAGGAUGGUGGCUGAGAUCUUCAUCCUCUGGUGCAAGUCCCAUAACUUUAAGCGUGAAGAACAAAACUUUGUGGUUCAGAAUGAGAUCAACAAUUUGGGCUUUCUGACUGGAGAGGGAAAGACGAAGAUGUCCAAGUCCGGAGGAGACCAGGAGAGGAAACACAAGCGCCGUAGAGGCGAGUACUACUCCAUCCAGACCUCUCUGAUUGUAGCUGCCCUAAAGAAGAUGUUGCCCAUCGGCCUCAACAUGUGCACUCCAGGAGACCAAGAGCUCAUCUCCCUCGCCAAGAUACGCUACAGUCUGAAAGACACAGAUGAUGAGGUAAAGGAGCACUUGCGUCAGAAUCUCCAUCUCCAGGACAAGUCUGAUGACCCAGCGGUCCAGUGGCAGCUGAACCUGUACAAGGACGUGGUGGUGAAGAGUGAGGAACCUGAAAACCCAGAACACACAGUGGAUCGAGUGCAGAGCAUCUCUGCUGCUGUGUUCCACCUGGAUCAGGUGGAGCAGCCUCUGAGAAAUAAGAAGUGUGUGUGGCAUAAGCUGCUGUCUAAACAGCGUAAGCGUGCUGUGGUGGCUUGUUUCCGCAUGGCUCCACUCUACAAUCUACCCAGGCAUCGCGCUAUCAACUUCUUCAUCCCGGCCUAUCAGAGACUUUGGAUAGAGGCAGAGGAGUACUCCUUUGAGGAGAAGCUAGUUCAGGAUCUGGCAAAAACCCCGAUGAAAAUUGUGGAGGAGGAGGAAGAGGAGGUGGCUGAGAUCCAGCCAGACCCUCUCCACCAACUUAUUCUCCACUUCAGCCACAACGCUCUGACAGAGAGAAGAUAUUAUAUAGUAACGAUAGGAAAAAAAGACUUAAAGGAAGAUCCUUUGUAUAUUGCGUAUGCAGACAUGAUGGCAAAGAGCUGUGCAGAGGAUGAGGAGGAAGAAGAGGAGGAAGGGAAAGAAAAGACUUUUGAGGAAAAAGAGAUGGAAAAGCAGAAGAUCCUGUAUCAGCAGGCGAGGCUGCACGCCCGUGGGGCCGCUGAGAUGGUGCUGCAGAUGAUCAGCGCCAGUAAAGGUCGACUGGGCCCCAUGGUGACAUGCACCCUCAAACUGGGUAUCUCCAUUCUAAAUGGAGGCAAUGUGCAAGUUCAGCAGAAAAUGCUUGAUUACCUGAAAGAGAAAAGAGAUGCAGGCUUUUUCAAGAGUCUCUCAGGACUGAUGCAGUCCUGCAGUGUAUUGGACUUGAAUGCAUUUGAAAGGCAGAACAAAGCAGAAGGACUUGGCAUGGUGACAGAGGAAGGUUCAAGUUCCAAGGUGCUACAGAAUGAUGAGUUUACUAAAGAUCUGUUCCGGUUUUUGCAACUUCUGUGUGAGGGCCACAAUGGAGAUUUCCAGAACUUCCUGAGAACCCAAACUGGAAACACAACCACAGUCAACAUCAUUAUCAGCACUGUGGACUAUCUGCUCCGCCUUCAGGAAUCUAUCAGUGACUUCUACUGGUACUACUCUGGCAAAGAUGUCAUUGAUGAGACUGGAAAAGUCAACUUCUCCAAAGCGUUAUCUGUUGCCAAGCAGAUAUUUAACUCACUGACUGAGUAUAUUCAGGGCCCGUGUAUUGGGAACCAGCAGAGUUUAGCUCACAGCAGACUGUGGGAUGCAGUUGUGGGCUUCCUGCAUGUAUUUGCCAACAUGCAGAUGAAGCUGUCUCAGGAUGCCAGUCAGAUUGAGCUGUUGAAGGAGCUGAUGGAUUUACAGAAGGACAUGGUUGUCAUGUUGCUGUCUCUGCUAGAGGGUAAUGUGGUGAACGGAACAAUUGGAAAGCAGAUGGUUGAUACCCUGGUGGAGUCUUCUAACAAUGUGGAGAUGAUCCUCAAGUUCUUUGAUAUGUUCCUCAAACUGAAGGACCUGACAACCUCUGACAAUUUCAAAGAGUAUGAUCCUGAGUUUAAAGGCAUUAUUUCAAAGAAGGAGUUCCAAAAGUCAAUGGAGAGCCAGAAGCAGUACAGCCAGUCUGAGAUUGAAUUCCUGCUCUCUUGUGCAGAGGCCGAUGAGAAUGACAUGUUCAAUUACAAGGAGUUUGUAGAACGAUUCCAUGAACCAGCCAAAGACAUUGGCUUCAACGUAGCAGUGUUGCUGACCAACCUGUCUGAACACAUGCCACACGAUUCCAGACUCGCCACCUUCUUAGACUUGGCAGAGAGUGUCCUUAGCUACUUUGAGCCUUAUCUGGGUCGUAUUGAAAUCAUGGGCAGUGCAAAGCGAAUCGAGAGGGUGUACUUUGAGAUCAGUGAGUCGAGCCGCGAGCAGUGGGAGAAGCCCCAGGUCAAAGAGUCCAAACGUCAGUUCAUCUUUGAUGUGGUCAACGAGGGUGGAGAAAGCGAGAAGAUGGAGAUGUUUGUGAAUUUCUGUGAGGACACCAUUUUUGAAAUGCAGCUAGCUUCACAGAUCUCUGAGCCAGAUGUGGUUGAACAACCAGAGGAGGAGGACGAAGAAGAUGGGCACAGUAUCCUGGAGGAGCUGGGUGGAGAGGAAGAGGGUGCCCUGGAGUCUGCCUCAGCCUUCACCACUGCAUGCCGCUCAGUCAAGAAGAAGAUCAGCAAUGUCCGCCAAAAGUUUUCUGUUAAAAACGUACGCAAGCAGUUCAAAAAAAUCAAAAAGCUAAGCAUCAAGGAGAUUAUCACAGGCUUUUUCUCCUUCUUCUGGAUGCUUUUCACUGGCUUCUUCAAGGGAAUCUAUGGCCUCAUAUUUGGGUUCUUCCACGUCAUCUGGUCCUCCAUGUUUGGCGGUGGCCUGGUUGAGGGAGCCAAGAACAUAAAGGUGACAGACAUCCUCGGAAACAUGCCUGACCCAACUCAGUUUGGUAUCCAUGGAGAUGCGGUUGAAGGAGAGAAAGUGGAGGCUAUCGAGUCAUCAGGAAGCCUAGAUAUAGCCAUGACACCAACAGGUGACAUAGCAGAGGUUGAUAUGAUGUUGGAGAUGCUGACAAUGCCCAAGAAAGAAGGAGGUAAACAUGUGGAGCUGGGCCUGGGUGAUGUUUCUGAGUUGAGUGCAGAGACCUCCACUACUGAUCAAAAGAAGAAAGCUGCUGCCAAGCCUGUUGAAACCCCAGAGAGCGAACCAGAGAAAGCAGACACAGAGAACCAGGAGAAAGAGGAUAAGCCAAAGGAGGAGCAGGCUAAGGAGCCAGUGGUGGAGGAGAAGCCCAAGACCAAAUCAAGUCAGCCUAAAGAGGCGUCGCCUGCUUUCAUGUCGAGUAUCUUUGCUCUGCUGGAUGUCUAUCGGACCAAGAUGCUGAACUACCUGGCUCGUAACUUCUACAACCUCCGUUUCCUGGCCCUGUUUGUAUGUUUUGCCAUCAACUUCAUUCUUCUCUUCUACAAGGUCACUGGUGAAACUGAAGACACGGAUGAUGAAAACCAAUGGGAUGAAGAGGAGGAUGAUGAGAACACACUCUUCGACAUGGAUGAGUUUGUCCUGCAGGAGAGCAGCGGCUACAUGUUACCAACUCUGCGUUUCCUGGCUAUAUUCCACACUGUCAUCUCACUCGUCUGUUUGUUUGGGUACUACUGUCUGAAGGUUCCUUUGGUGGUGUUCAAGAGGGAGAAGGAGAUUGCCAGGAAGCUUGAAUUCGACGGUCUCUACAUCACUGAACAACCAUCUGACGAUGACAUCAAAGGCCAGUGGGAUCGACUCGUCAUCAACACCCCGUCUUUCCCCAGUAACUACUGGGACAAAUUUAUCAAGCGCAAGGUGAUCAACAAAUAUGGUGACAUGUAUGGAGCUGAACGCAUCGCUGAGCUUUUAGGCCUGGAUAAGAGCGCUCUGGACUUUGACCCCACUAUAGAGACUGUGGAGAAGGAAGCUUCCCUGCUCUCCUGGCUGAGCUCCAUUGAUACAAAGUACCACAUCUGGAAACUUGGCGUGGUUUUGACUGACAAUUACUUCCUGUAUCUGAUCUGGUACGCCACCAUGUCCAUUUUUGGACACUUCAACAACUUCUUCUUUGCUGCCCAUCUGCUGGACAUCGCUAUGGGCUUCAAGACCCUUCGUACUAUCCUGUCUUCUGUCACUCACAACGGCAAGCAGCUUGUGCUGACUGUGGGUCUUCUGGCCGUGGUCGUCUAUCUCUACACCGUGGUGGCCUUCAACUUCUUCAGGAAGUUCUACAAUAAGAGCGAGGAUGAGGAUGAACCCGACAUGAAGUGUGACGACAUGAUGACAUGCUAUUUGUUCCACAUGUACGUGGGUGUGAGAGCUGGAGGUGGUAUUGGAGACGAGUUGGAGGACCCAGCUGGAGACCCCUAUGAGCUGUACCGCAUCCUGUUUGACAUCACCUUCUUCUUCUUUGUCAUUGUCAUCCUGCUGGCCAUCAUUCAGGGUUUGAUCAUCGAUGCCUUUGGUGAGCUGAGAGACCAGCAGGAGCAGGUGAAGGAGGACAUGGAGACCAAAUGCUUCAUCUGUGGCAUUGGGAAUGACUACUUUGACCGGACGCCUCACGGGUUUGAAACCCACACCUUACAAGAGCACAACCUAGCUAACUACCUGUUCUUCCUGAUGUACCUGAUUAACAAGGAUGAGACUGAACACACGGGUCAGGAGUCCUUCGUGUGGAAGUUGUACCAGGAGAGAUGCUGGGACUUCUACCCUACUGGAGACUGCUUCCGUAAGCAAUAUGAGGACCAGUUGGGUUAGAGAGCGCAGCCUCGUCUUGUGCCCCAAACACCCCUCUCUACUUUACUUUCCUUCUAUCUGAAAGAGACGCUGAACUUGACUUCACCCUGUUAACAGAACCUGAACACUCGCUGGACUUUCUCUGCUGCCAUGGUGUCCAAAAAAAAAAAAAAAAAA